AUGUAUAUACAUAUACAUAUAUAUAUGUAUAUAUAAAUAUAUAUGUAUAUUGAUGUAUAUAUGUGUGAGGAGGCAAGGACACACUGCACAGAGCAUCCUCUGUUCUCUUAAGGAAGGACACCAGGACCUCCUCUUCCUCCUUUUCUUCUUCUUAUUGUGUUUUCCAUCUUUCCUUGGAGACAUGGAUCUAUGCCUGGACCCGCCGCGGAUUUGCCGGGGCUGGCGGCUUUUCCCCAUCCUCCUGCUCCUCACCCUCCUCUUUCGGGACCACCUGAGCUCCAUGCUGGACUGCCCGCCGACGUGCAGCUGCUCGCCCACCGAGAUCUAUUGCAAUAAGUCGGACAGCGGCCGCUUCUUCCCGCUGUUGGCGGUGCAGGAUGGAGCCGGAGCCAAUGGCAGCGGAGCUGUGGACAUAGCUGACUUGUUCAAAAACAUGUGAUCCAUACACAUCGAGAACUGGACGGGACUGCAGACGCUACGGGAUGUGGACAUGGAACUCUACACUGGACUGCAGAGACUCACCAUCAUGAAUUGCAACCUGAGGGUGAUCCAGCCCCGAGCCUUUGCGCAGAAUCCACACCUACGCUACAUAAACCUGUCGAAGAAUCCUCUUAGCACUUUGUCCUGGCAGCUCUUCAAGCACCUUCAACUUGCCGAGCUGCGCCUGGACGGCGUAGUGUUCGACUGCGGCUGCAACAUCCGCUGGAUCCAGCUGUGGCAGGAGCGAGGCGAGGCCGGCCUUCACACGCAACAGCUGUACUGUAGGAGCGGAGCCUCCAAGAUGAAGCUGCACCACAUGUACAUACCAAACUGUGGUGUGUGUGUGUGUGUGUGUGUGUGUGUGUGUGUGUGUGUGUGUGUGUGUUUUCAGUCCAAUGUUUACUGGCCCGACAUCCACUCCAUCAACCUGACACUGUUCAACAUCAGCCGCGACGACAACAACUUCCAGCUGACGUGCAUCGCUGAAAACGUGGUGGGCAUGACCAACUCGUCCAUCCAGCUCAACGUGCAGUUUCCCCCAGUCAUCCUUCGCCUGGCCGAGCCCGAGCAACGCCACGAUACUUGCAUUGAGUUCACGGUGCGAGGGUACCCGCACCCAAAGCUGCGCUGGUUCCACAAAAAUAAAGAGAUCCUGCACAACCAGUACAUCCGCACCGAGAUGGACUUCUACCAGGACUACCUGGAAGGCUGCUUGACCUUCCAGAACCCCACACACAUCAACAACGGCAACUACACCCUGGAGGCCAGCAACUCGCUUGGGACGGUGAACAAGACGGUGUACGGACACUUCCUCAUGGCGCCCGGCAUUGAUGACGAAGUGCCCUCUGCGCCCACAGACUCGGAUUCGGGCCGCCCGGACGAGGACACGUUUGGGGUCUCUAUCGCGGUGGGCCUGGCGGGCUUUGCCUGCGUCCUCCUCCUCGUCCUUUUCGUGCUCAUCAACAAAUACGGACGACGCUCCAAAUUUGGCAUGAAAGGUCCGGUGGCGGUGAUCAGCGGCGAGGAAGACUCAGCCAGCCCUCUUCACCAUGUCAACCACGGGAUUAUCACGCCGUGCACGCUGGACGCGGGACCGGACGCUGUCGUCAUCGGGAUGACUCGCAUCCCCGUGGUGGAGAACCCGCAAUAUUUCCGACACGGACACAACUGCAACAAGCCGGCCACCCUGGUGCAGCAUAUUAAGCGCCGAGACAUCAUCCUUAAGCGAGAGCUCGGCGAGGGAGCCUUCGGAAAAGUCUUCCUGGCCGAGUGUUACAACUUGAGUCCCACCAAGGACAAGAUGCUGGUGGCUGUCAAGACACUGAAAGAUCCUAACCUGUCGGCAAGGAAGGACUUCCAGAGGGAGGCUGAGCUGCUGACCAACCUGCAGCACGACCACAUCGUCAAGUUCUACGGCGUUUGCGUGGACGGCGACCCCCUUAUCAUGGUCUUUGAGUACAUGAAGCAUGGAGACCUCAACAAGUUCCUCAGAGCCCACGGCCCAGACGCCAUGAUACUCGUGGAUGGCCAGCCGCUCCAGUCCAAUGGUGAGCUGGGCCUCUCCCAGAUGCUGCACAUCGCCUCCCAAAUUGCAUCGGGCAUGGUCUACUUGGCCUCGCAGCACUUCGUCCACCGGGACCUGGCUACUCGCAACUGCCUGGUGGGCAACGGCCUCCUAGUCAAGAUCGGCGACUUCGGCAUGUCAAGGGAUAUCUACAGCAGCGACUACUACAGGGUCGGAGGACACACCAUGCUACCCAUCCGCUGGAUGCCUCCCGAGAGCAUCAUGUACAGGAAGUUCUCCACAGAGAGCGACGUGUGGAGCUUCGGCGUCAUUUUAUGGGAGAUCUUCACAUACGGCAAGCAGCCUUGGUUUCAGCUGGGUAACAACGAGGUCAUCGACUGCAUCACUCAGGGCCGCGUGUUGGACCGGCCCCGCGUUUGCCCCAAGGAGGUGUACGAUAUCAUGCUCGGCUGCUGGCAGCGGGAGCCGCAGCAGCGACUCAACAUCAAGGACAUCCAGAAGGUCCUGUUCGCCAUGGGGAAGGCCACGCCCGUCUACCUAGAUAUCCUGGGCUAGAGACCGAGCCAGUACGGGAAUAGCCAAACCCCCCCCAGCCCCCUGCGUCACUGUCGAGGAAAACCACCUACAAUGUUUGGGAAGGACUUAAGUGCCUGCAACACUUUUGGAUAUAGUGGAUAAAAUAUAAAAACAAAAACAAAAAACCAACAACAAAAACACGCACUUUUACAUUCUGUUUACUUGCUGUACAGGUUUAAAGACUUUUUCUUUCCCCGCGGAAAAAAAAAAACAACCGAAAUAUUGAGAUUGACGACAACAAAGGGCCACAGUUUGAUAAGAAGAGUUAGAAUCCAUCUUGGCAUUUGGUUUUAUGAAUAUAUAUGGAAAUGUUACAUAUAUUUUAUAUUUAUUUCUUUUCUUUUUUUUUUUUUUUCUUUUUUGUCGCGUUUCCGACAGGGCACCGCCCGCCCCGCCCGAGACACCGACGACCAAAACUGUUUAGACUUUUAAAAAGGAUGGAAGCCUUACUUUGCACUCUGAUUGGCUGGAGCACGACGCGAUUUUAACAUGCAGCUGAGGCAGCAGGCGAAGGAGAGAACCGAUCAGACAAACAGACAAAUCUAUUUUAAUUUAAACAGGAAAAACAAAAAGAGAAUGUACAUAUUGUAAAGUUCUACGUGUCAAAAGUUAUGUUAACUUAUUUUUUGCCAACUUUUAUUCCCCCCCAAUUCCUUUUUUCUGACUGUGAUCUGGGUGGCUCGCGAUUGGUGACGGUAAAAGCCACAAAGAAAGACUUUGGCGUCGCGCCGCCUCACCGCUACACUUUGCUUGGAAAAUAGCAUUCCUGCCGCCCGUGUGUUCACGCACACGAAGUCGUUUUUAGAGGGGGGAAAGCAGCUUUUUGAACCAGAGUAUUGCAGGUGUUCUCCCCCCUCUCCCCCACCCCGCCCCCCUUGCAAGGAAACUCACAGAAGAAACUUUAAAGUUUAAUAAUUCAAGGUUUUCUUUCUUUGCUUAUGUGCUUUCUUGCCGGGAGUUAGCCGAGACGCUCGCUAUCGUGUUCAAGGGGAAAGUCACAAUUCAAGCGAGAGGCUCAAUAUAGCUCGGAAACAGGCUUAAGCAAAAACAUGGCGUAUUGACGCACAUGGUGACCGCAGCGUCAAGAGGGGAGUUAUGACUCUCGUUACAUCGAUACAUUGACACAUUUUUGCCAGCGGGAGGCUCCUAGUUUGCGGUAUUCAGUGAAAAUGUGGGGAUGAUGCGUCAUCAAACUUCACUGGCAUCCCCUGCCCAAAAUGGGCUGACUUCCUGUGUCUUUGUGGGCAUGACUUUUUUUUUUUUUUUUUUUGUGGGUCUGCUCGUGGUAGAAAUGUCCAAAUGUCAAUGGCCUUCGAGCUGAGUUUUUAUUGUUUUAUUUGACCUUGUGGUGUGGAGAGUUUCGUGGUUUUGUGUGAAUCGUCCCAACUUUGCUGCCAAACUCUGCACACAGGCAACAACAAAAACAUCCCACACAAUUUAGCGUCACCCAUCUGAAACUGGCUUUGGGAGCAAAAUUUUUCCAAAAUCUGGUGGACCAUGAUACUUCCGAGCUGUUUUGGUGGAGAAACAGGGGUAGGCGAAUAGACGGCUAACAUCGUGCUAGCACUCUCUAGCACCCUUCGAAAGCAGAUUUAACCUGAGCUCACUCCAAGGAAGCACAUUUUUCCUUCUUUUCAACGUCCCGCUACAUGCUGCCCAUUACUGCUGUGGAGUUUGAGCAAAAGGUCAGAAUUUACUCGACUCACAAAAAUUUGGGGAUAUCGUGCUCUCAGGGUGAGCCUAAAAUAGCUGUAACCUUUGCAAGUGAAUGUAAUUUAACCUUCUCAAAACGUUUGCGUGUGCGUUUAAGUUUUAGUACUAUUUGUGCAACCAGUUAUUGUCUGGGUCGAGUAAAAUUGAAAUUUGAAGAGCCUCCAUCGUCCCUGUUCAUAUUUUGAUGUCAUGAGAUCAAGAUGACACCCUAACAAACAGGAUGAGCUCAGAGGCAAGUAAGUGGCCAGCUAGCUGAAGAGCGACAUUAGCAGGAAUUGCAGAUAUGCGUGAAAGUCAAUGUCUUUAGAAAGAAAUGUUGUCGUGAAAUUUCACCCUAAAGUUCAUUCUACCUAACUUUUGGAGAGUUGUGUAAGUUUGUCACUAAAAUUUGAAGAGGACGUUGCAAACUUGAGUCACCCCCCUGUGAGGCUGCUAGCUAGCUCCUCCGGGACUCAACAAACCAGAUUCAUGCUUAAUUAGCCAACAUGAGAUGAGCUGGAGAAGUUUUUUUUUUUUUUUUUUUUCAUUUCAAGGCCGCUGCUUCAGCCUGUUUCCGAUGAGUGAAAACUGUGCAAACUGACCGUGUACUUUUUUUUUCUUGCUCUGUCUAAAUGUGGGUCUGCGAUUGCAGAGUAGUUUUAUCUCUACCAUCGAGUCAUCAAGAAAAAUCUCGCUUGUCCUUCACAUUUCUUUCCUUUGUUCUUUUAUCAGCGAGCUACACGCCGUCGCUCCCGUGGCCUUUUGAACGACGACAAGCUGAUAAAAAGAGCCACUUUUGCCUCAAGCACGUACUUUAUCGAUCAAGCAGUGAUCAGUGAAUUGUGAUGGGUUUUUUUUGUUUGUUUUGUUUGAUUAAUUGUUUUCACUCAGUAUGUUUACAGCUCGCUUUAGUCCGGCUGAACGCUUUGGUAUCUAAUCGAAGGAGGAUUUGGGGCCACAGGGAAGAAAAAAAAUACAUCUGAGACAUUCAAUAUGGCAGAGGUGGUGAUCUGGUGGGAAGAGAAUGUCUUUAUUUCAGUCACUUUUUCAUUUUUAAGCUGUCCAUGAAAAACUAACAACAUGUAUGUUGAUUGUUCAAAACACUUCAGGUGGAUCAGCGAACAUAUCAAAUUCCAAACAAUGUACUUCUUACGUAGUAAACCCGUUAUUCACAAUUUGUGAGUAGAACACCACAAAAUCAUGAAAUGGUUGAGUUUUCCACAAAAAAAUGUCCCCCCCCCCCAAAAAAAAAAACAACAAAAUGGCGAAAUUGGCAAGUUUGCGACUGCCAAAUCACGAAUCUUAAUUUUUCACAAGACAAAAUGAAUUUUUUCUCAGAACUCUUUGUUACUAUUCUGUAGUCACGGCCCAAUGGAGACUCGCUUUCAAUCGCGGGUGCGUUCAGGUCUGUACAUCUAGGAAUCCAAUUUCCGUUGGACUAACCUCCAAAACCGCUUUGUAAACAUACUGAGUGACCAAGUGUUGCAAUUCGGUGUUAUGGAUGUUUUUUCCUCAUGGACUUUUAGGGCCAGGAUAGCAAGUGUUGUGAGAUAGAUCGAGUACGGCGGGACGACAUCCGCCCCCUCCCGUCGAAGCUUUUUGUGUAUUCUCUUGUGGUGACCAUCCCAAGACAUUCUGGCACAGGUUGUGAUCAUUUGCAGGCUCGAUGGCGUUCACGGUGAGCUCUUUCUUUUCACGGGUGAACUCAUGGACCACUUUAUAUUUCUGUUGUUUCCCCCCCUCCUCAAGCAAAGCAAACGUUGGCUUCUUCUGACCAUGUACUCAUGUUACAGAAUAUAAAAAUGUGAUAUAACAGCUGCGGUAUAUUAAGAUACUGGUACUCCAUGAUAGCUCUUUGUAUUAAUGUGACUCUCUCUUUCUCUCUCUCUUUAAGAAAAUGUCUUCAAAACAAUCAGAUGAGUUCCUUUUUUCCCCUCAUUUUGUCCUGUGUUAUAAAGAUGUCUGAAUUUGACAAAAAAAAAAUCAUCAUGUCUGCAUCCAAAUGUUUUACACACACAUUAAUUAAGGGAUGUUCUUGAAUGUGUCAUAAAAGGAAAAAAAAAGGUUUUUAAGAUGUAUAGAUGCAGAGAAAUAAAAGUCCCUUUGCGG
Molecule: messenger RNA, 6382 nt
Organism: Hippocampus comes (tiger tail seahorse)
Lineage: Eukaryota; Metazoa; Chordata; Actinopteri; Syngnathiformes; Syngnathidae
Gene: ntrk3b
Product: neurotrophic tyrosine kinase, receptor, type 3b
Exons: 15
Biological process (GO): positive regulation of phosphatidylinositol 3-kinase/protein kinase B signal transduction; protein phosphorylation; positive regulation of kinase activity
Cellular component (GO): plasma membrane; signaling receptor complex; axon
Molecular function (GO): neurotrophin receptor activity; neurotrophin binding; transmembrane receptor protein tyrosine kinase activity
Source: RefSeq, a predicted model, not a curated record